AUGGAGGAGAAUAAUCCGGAGUUGCAGGCAAAGCUGCAGGAAUUAGAACAUGAGCUGGAGGAAGGGGAUAUUACGGAGAAGGGGGCUGCAAGCGGGAGUUACCUAUCGCAAAACUACGGCGCAUCUCAAAUUCCUGGUCGAACCGCUACAAUGGCUAGUGAUACAGAAAGUUUCGGAGCCAACAGAGCACAAGACGGGCGAACAUUUUCAUAUGCCGGCAGACCUCAGGAUUUAAGGCUGGCGGUACAUAAUCCCACCACCCAGCGUCAUAGCUCUUAUAGUCAGGCUUCAUCAUAUCAACCUGGCUCCCCAGGAACCGGAGACUAUCAGCAAGAUCGUCCAAAUGAGCCAAGUAUGAGACUGGGGUCGAUGGCUUCUAGCACAAAUUAUGCUUUCAAUCCGGCACAUCAAAGUGGCUAUAUGGAACAUCAGGGGGACGUCUACGAUCAGAACCAUGCAGAAAUGAUGAUGGACUCCCACGGUACCAUGCUUGGGGAGUCGCAGCAAGGAUAUUUUUCAGACUUUGCCGGACAACAAGGGUAUGAGAAUAAUGGACCAAAUUCAUACGGUGGUGGGCCACAUCGAUAUUCUUCCAGUGACGCAUUCUCUCCAACAGCGGCAAUGGCGCCGCCAAUGCUGACCACCAGCGACUUACCUCCUCCCGCCGCCCUGGAGUACCAAAUGCCCCUGGAGCCUCGAGAUGUCCCAUUCGCCGUCUACGAUCCACAUGAUAAAAAUACCCCCAUGUCUAAAUUUGAUAAUAUUGCGGCUGUUUUGAGACACCGGGGUAGUGCAAGAGCGAAGAUGCCAGCAUACUGGGUAUUAGACAAUAAAGGAAAGGAAAUUGCUUCUAUUACUUGGGAGAAACUUACUAGUCGAGCUGAAAAGGUUGCGCAAGUAAUUAGAGAUAAAAGUUCUCUCUAUAGAGGUGAUCGAGUGGCGUUGAUAUAUCGCGAAUCCGAAGUCAUCGAAUUUGCCAUCGCUUUACUUGGAUGUUUCAUUGCUGGAGUGGUGGCAGUUCCUAUUAAUGAUCUCGACGAUUAUGCAAAACUUAAUACGAUUUUGACCUCUACACAAGCACAUCUUGCACUUACCACCGACAACAAUUUGAAAACAUUCCAGCGAGAUAUCACAAGCCAGAAGCUAAAUUGGCCAAGAGGAGUAGAAUGGUGGAAGACAAAUGAGUUUGGUAGUUGGCAUCCAAAGAAAAAGGAUGAUGUACCACCUUUGACUGUACCAGAUUUAGCUUAUAUUGAAUUUUCACGAGCUCCUACAGGCGAUCUCCGUGGUGUAGUAAUGAGUCACCGAACAAUCAUGCAUCAAAUGGCAUGUCUCAGUGCUAUCAUAUCUACAGUACCGUCUGGUGGACGUGGUGAUACUUUCAAUCCCGAGCUAAGAGAUAAAAGCGGAAGAUUGAUGACUGGCGGUAGCAGUCGUGGCGAGAUCUUGCUCUCUUAUUUAGACCCACGGCAAGGAAUUGGUAUGAUACUGGGAGUCCUAUUGACAGUAUAUGGUGGGCACACAACUGUCUGGCUUGAAAGUAAGGCUGUUGAAACACCUGGUCUCUAUGCUCACCUUAUCACAAAGUACAGAGCCACCCUCAUGGUGGCAGAUUACCCGGGCUUGAAAAGGGCAGCUUAUAACUACCAGCAAGAUCCAAUGACUACGCGAAAUUUCAAAAAGGGAAUGGAGCCAAACUUUCAAAAUGUUAGAUUGUGCCUGAUAGAUACACUGACAGUCGAUAGCGAGUUCCACGAGGUUCUAGCAGAUCGAUGGUUACGGCCCAUGCGAAAUCCUCGUGCGCGGGAAUUGGUUGCCCCUAUGUUAUGUUUACCAGAACAUGGUGGUAUGGUGAUUAGUAUGCGAGAUUGGUUGGGUGGUGAGGAACGUAUGGGAUGUCCCUUGAAACUGGACAUUGGAUCAGAUGGCAAUUCUAUCGAGGAGAAGUCCGAAGAAAAGGAGAAGUCGUCUGGUAAUGGGUUUGGAAGUCUCAUAGGAGGCGGAACAGUAGCUCCAGCUGAACAGAAAGGAAGAACAGAACUAAGUGAAGUUCUCCUGGAUCGAGAAGCGCUCAAAACUAAUGAAGUUGUUGUGGUCGCUAUCGGCGAGGAAGCGCGUAAGAAAGCCAGUAGCGAACCAGGAACGGUGCGUUGUGGUGCUUUUGGUUUUCCAAUACCUGACGCUACUUUAGCGGUAGUGGAUCCAGAAACUGGUCUUCUAGCGUCCCCACAUUCUGUAGGUGAAAUCUGGGUAGACUCCCCAUCUCUAUCAGGGGGUUUCUGGGCCUUGCCGAAACAUACAGAGCAAAUUUUCCAUGCUCGACCAUAUAAAUUUGAGCAAGGAGACCCGACUCCAAUGAUGGUGGAGCCAGAGUUCCUUCGUACAGGUCUUCUCGGAACAGUGAUCGAGGGCAAGAUUUUCGUCCUUGGCCUAUAUGAAGAUCGUCUCCGCCAAAAGGUUGAAUGGGUUGAGCAUGGCCACGAAGUCGCAGAACAUCGAUACUUCUUUGUACAACACAUAAUAGUGAGUAUCAUGAAGAACGUACCCAAGAUUUACGACUGCUCCGCAUUUGAUGUCUUUGUCAAUGAUGAGCAUCUCCCGAUCGUUCUGUUGGAAUCACCUUCCGCAUCAACAGCACCUGCUGCCUCUGGUGGACCUCCACGCCAACUGGAUACUGCGCUUCUAGAUUCCCUGUCAGAGCGAUGUAUGGAAGUAUUGAUGCAAGAACAUCAUCUAAGGGUCUAUUGUGUGAUGAUUACAGCACCAAAUACUCUCCCGAAAGUCCUAAAAUGUGGCCGAAGAGAGAUUGGUAAUAUGCUUUGCCGUCGCGAGUUUGAUCUUGGAAAUCUUCCUUGUGUUCAUGUAAAAUUCGGUGUCGAACGAGCUGUCCUUAACUUGCCUAUUGGUGUGGAUCCUAUCGGUGGCAUAUGGUCACCGCUUGCCGCUCAAGCUCGUGAAGAUAUAUUAUCCCCUGGCGACAAGCAAUACUCCGGAAUCGAUCGUCGCGAAGUAGUAAUUGAUGAUCGAACUUCCACACCUCUAAAUAACUUCCUAAGCAUAGUUGACUUAUUACAAUGGCGCGUGGCACGACAGGCUGACGAACUAUCCUACUGCACUAUAGACGGCCGAGGUAAAGAAGGAAAGGGAAUCACCUGGAAGAAAUUCGACACGAAGGUUGCUGCUGUGGCUAUGUAUCUCAAGAAUAAGGUCAAGAUAAGGCAUGGCGACCAUCUGAUUCUCAUGUAUACGCAUUCCGAAGAUUUUGUAUAUGCAACGCACGCAUGUUUUUGCUUAGGAGCAACAGCUAUACCCAUGGCUCCUCUUGAUCAAAAUCGCCUGAACGAAGAUUCACCCGCAUUCCUACAUAUGGUUUCCGAUUACCAUGUGAAGGCUGUUUUGGUUAAUCAGGACGUCGACAACCUAAUGAAACAAAAAACAGUCUCACAACACCUUAAACAAUCGGCACAGAUUCUGAAGGUACAGGUGCCGAGCAUAUAUAAUACUUCGAAGCCACCUAAGCAAAACAACGGUUGCAGAGAUCUUGGCCUUACGAUGCUACCAAACUGGGUUCAGCCAGGAUACCCUGCUCUUGUUUGGACAUAUUGGACCCCUGAUCAACGUAGGAUCGCUGUGCAACUAGGCCAUGAUACCAUCAUGGGUAUGUGCAAGGUGCAGAAAGAGACUUGUCAAAUGACAAGCUCGAGGCCUGUUCUAGGUUGCGUGAGAAGUACCACUGGUCUAGGUUUCAUCCACAGUGUUCUUAUGGGUAUAUUCGUUGGGGCCCCAACUUACCUGGUUUCUCCCGUUGAAUUCGCACAAAAUCCAGUAUCACUUUUCUUAACUUUAUCGAGGUACAAGAUUAAGGAUACCUAUGCCACACCUCAAAUGCUUGAUCAUGCAAUGGCCGUCAUGCCAGGCAAAGGUUUCACUCUUCACGAGUUGAAAAACCUGAUGAUUUCAGCCGAAGGAAGACCUAGAGUUGAUGUUUUCCAAAAAGUACGUCUUCAUUUUGCUGCGACUGGUCUUGAUCGUACUGCUAUAAAUACGGUAUAUUCGCACGUUUUGAACCCAAUGAUCGCAUCUCGCUCAUAUAUGUGUAUUGAACCAAUUGAGCUGUGGCUAGAUACUCAAGCUUUACGUCGGGGUAUGGUAUAUCCUGUCGAUCCAGAAUCAAACCCGAAAGCACUCAUGGUUCAAGAUUCUGGCAUGGUUCCUGUGUCAACUCAAAUAGCUAUCGUUAAUCCAGAAAGCCGUUGUCUUUGCCACGAAGGUGAAUAUGGUGAAAUUUGGGUCGAGUCAGAGGCAUGCGUCAGAGCAUUCUAUGGAUCGAAAGAUGCUUUCGAUUUCGAAAGAUUUGAUGGGCGUACUGUUGAUGGUGAUCCAAAUGUACAAUACGUCCGGACAGGAGACUUAGGUUUUCUACAUACCGUCAGCCGACCUAUAGGGCCAGGUGGUGCGCUAGUCGAGAUGCAAGUACUGUUUGUUCUAGGAAGUGUUGGGGAGACAUUCGAAAUAAACGGCCUUAGUCAUUUCCCGAUGGAUAUUGAAAGUUCAAUAGAGAAAUGUCAUCGUAACAUUGUCCCUGGAGGAUCUGCCGUAUUUCAAGCCGGCGGACUUAUCGUUGUAUUGGUGGAAGUAGGAAGGAAAUCAUACCUUGCUUCCAUUGUACCAGUUAUAGUGAACGCCAUUCUAAACGAACAUCAAAUCGUCGUUGACAUCGUUGCUUUUGUUAAUAAGGGUGAUUUUCCCAGAUCCCGACUUGGGGAAAAGCAACGGGGCAAAAUUCUAGCUACUUGGGUCACACGCAAAAUGCGUACAAUGGCACAAUUUGGUAUCCGAGACGCCGAAGGGGGUCUCUCGGACGUCACAGAGACCAUGGAGCCACGCAGUGGCAUCCCUAGUGUUCGUAAUGGUAGCGUCAUCGCGAGCAGCCUCCGCAAUGUUGAGCCUGCUCCUCAAAUAGUUGAGGAACAGGAACGCGAGCGUCAGCGUGCGGUGUCACAACAUAGUUUCACACCCAUCCCGGCUGGCAUAUCUGAAAUGCCAGCAGAUAAUUAUGAUGCACCUUCAAUGCGAUCAUUGAAUGAAGCAAAUUUCAGCAUGAGACACAAUGAUGACACACCUACAAAUUCACAACAUGAUCAUUUCGAACCAGGCAGCAAUUUCUAUGGUGGACAAAUCAAUUUCGAUAAUCCAUAUUCUGAUUUUGUAGUCCCAGGAUUUGGUCCAAAUCCAGGUGAAACCCCGACGACGGGGCCGACACCCGGAAUGGACAUGGAUAUGGGUCCUCGGCAUGGCAACGUCGAUGCAGGUGAUCAGUGGAGUUUAUCGGGAAACUCUGAUGCACUAUAA
Sclerotinia sclerotiorum 1980 UF-70 is the source of this 5352-nucleotide messenger RNA. RefSeq lists its product as hypothetical. The record is from RefSeq and is a predicted model, not a curated record. Bases 1 to 5352 code for a protein of 1783 amino acids. The transcript has 5 exons. Lineage: Eukaryota; Fungi; Ascomycota; Leotiomycetes; Helotiales; Sclerotiniaceae. Gene Ontology annotation, cellular component: cytosol.